Arabis nemorensis is the source of this 285-nucleotide messenger RNA. The record is from the annotation of a GenBank genome assembly. Lineage: Eukaryota; Viridiplantae; Streptophyta; Magnoliopsida; Brassicales; Brassicaceae.
AUGGAACUGGGUCAUUCUCCAAGAUCUCAUUAUGUGAAAAGUACAGGACAUGUGUCAAAACUCACAAAGGAAGAUAAUGUUCGAAUGUUGCACGCUGAACUACGAAAGAAGAAAAAAGAUGCUAACAUUGGUAAAGCAUGUUUAGCUGAGAAAUACAAAACUGCCAAGUUGCUGAGCACCCGCUCGAACUGGUUGACACCACUCAAAAGGAGGAUAACUCUGCGAAGAAUAAUGUUCUGGAUGAAACUGUCAGGUGCAACCCUGUUGCUCAACAGAGACCACUGA